UAGAAUGAAGUUUUUGAAAUUGAAUUUUGGACUAGUAAAAUUGUUGCGAUACAACUGUACUACAUACAGUGCAAUGUACAUUAGACAUUUGAAGGUGGUGAUUUUUUCAUGAGCAACUUUUCAGGAUUAUUUCAUCUUUUUAUUUUUCUUUUGAUUGAUUUGGCACAUAUGCAAAAGGGUAAGUUUGGAUAUGUUCUGUGUGCGCUCUUCUUUUGAGUUUUGCCUAAACAAGAUAAAGGUUAUUUUACAAGUCACAUUUCUUUGUAUUAACACACAGUAAGGUAAUUUUGCCAUUUUUGUUGGUUAUUACGGUUGAAAUUGGAAAAUGGUGUAAGAUACAAAAUGAAAGAAAAUGAGAUUAAAUAUUUAAUGAUUAAAUGUAAGACAAAAUGAUACAACCGUUUGAUUUGUAAUUUAAUUAGCACAUACACUUUAUUUUUUUUGUUGGUUUUGAUAUGUAGACACAUUUUUUCACUAACAUAGACAGGAUUAAUAAAGGCUACGUGUGUAUUGUUAUUGCUACAUCAUAGUUGUCAUGGAUCGAAAUUGGAUGCAUGCUCGGUUUAAUAGUGAUGAGUAUGAGCAUGGAGUAGAAGAGUUCAUUGAAUUUGCAAGAAAACAUGCUGAGGACGCAACACAUAUUUUAUGUCCAUGUGUUGAUUGUAAUAAUAUGGUUCGACUUAAUAUUGAGGACGUAAAAGUUCACUUGAUGGCUAAAGGCAUUAAUCAAUUUUACAAGUGUUGGUUACAUCAUGGUGAGAUAUUAGGGGAGGUUCCUAAUGUGCACGGUAUGAUGGAUUUUGAAACUGGGAUGGAAGUAGAGAUGGAUGGAGAAUCUUCCGGUGAAGAUAUGAGUUUGAAGAAAUGGCAAAAGCUUUGGAAGAAAACUUUGCAGAUUGUCCGGAGAUGUUUGAUAACUUGUGUAGUGAUGCAAAGAAACCUUUGUAUUCGGGAUGCACUAAAUAUAGUAGAUUAUCUGCUAUUAUCAAAUUGUUUAAUGUCAAAGCAAGUAAUGGAGUAAUAGAUAAAGGCUUUGCUGGUUUCUUAGAUGCAAUACAUGACAUGCUCCCACAUAGAAACCUACUUCCAACUCGCACCUAUGAUGCUAAAAAGAUGCUAAGCUCUAUUGGCUUGACUUAUGAAAGAAUCCAUGCAUGUCCAAACCACCAAAACAAUACGAUUUCAUCAAGUUAAAUGACUGGACUGAAUUUGUAACAAGUCGGCUAAAAGAAGAAUGGGAGGAGAAGAGUGAAGCUGCUAGAAAGUCUGCAAAAGGAAAUAUUUAUCCUCAAAAACGAGCUCGUAGAGGAUAUGCUCGAUUUGAGCAAGAUGUUUUGGCUAAGAAAGGCAUCUAUGAAUCGUCCUUAGGCCGAGGACAGCAGUGGAAGUUAAUCAAGAGGGGUAAGGAUGGAAAUGUUUUUGAUGAAGGAGCAAAAUCAGUAGCUUCACGUAUUGUAUGUAUUUUAUUUCAAUAAGUUUUUAUUUUUAAGUAAUUGUUAUUUCGAUUACCAAGUUGUUCAUGGUAUAGUCAUUGAUACAUGAUUACUUUAUGAGUUUGUAUGAGCAAGGAGGGAUGGAAGACAUUGGGCGAGGAGAUGUGUUGUCAAGGGCGUUGGAGAAAAAAGAGCACGGUGGUCGUGUCAUAGGUGUUGGAGUAGGAGUGACUAAUACGAGCUACUUUGGAAUGAUUCAAACAAAGAAGGAAUAUAUGGAUCAAGUCAGAAAAUUGUGCUCUCGUGUGCAAUCAUUGGAAAGCGAAAUGAAAAAGAUCAAAAAGAUUAAUAAUGAUGAGGAAACAUGUCAAAACGGAGAGGAAGAGGAUGAUUGUCAAGCCACACAAAAGCAUGGGGACAAGGAGGAUUGUCACACUUGUCAAAAUUCUGAUUUCGAUUGUCAGCCUUCUGAAAUCAACAUCCCACAGGGUAUAACUCCUUGCCAAUUAGCGUUGUUGCCUCAGGGAAGGUUCAUAACUUCAGAAUGGAAACUAUGGUGCAUAAUACACCAAUACCAUCAGGAUAUGUGAAAGUUGGUAUUGACUACGAUGUAGAGGAGAAUACACCUUUGCCAAUGUCAAUCGAAGGAGUAGAUGAUGUGAUCAAAGAUGCAAUAGGCAGUAUCGUGUUAUGGCCCAUAGAACUUAUUGUUCUAGAUAAGGUUAUGAACCCUUUAGAAGAAAAGGAUAAAGAAGAAGGCCAAGAUAAACAAGGGAAGGAUAAACUAGGCAAGGAAUCUAUAAAACCACGACCAGUGACAUGUCUACGCAAACGAAAGCCACAAAGUCUAGAAAACUCAGAAAAGCUGGUUAAAGUUCAUGAAGGCCAUGAAAAAUGCUCUAAUGCAAACAAUGAACCCAUUGAGUCGCAAAAGGUUAAUCACCCAUCAAACCGAACACCUACUUCACCUCCCAUUCAAUCACAAAAGGAAAUGAAAUCGUUUGACAAUGAGAAGGAAAAGGUUGAUCGAUGUAUUGAAGCAUUAGUUAUUGCAAAUGCUCAACCAGAGAUGAUAAUGUUUUUCAAGUAUGCUGCAAAAAUUGCUUUAGAUGAACAAAUUAGAGUUCCCAUUGAUAUUGGGAUACGAAGUCAGUGCAAGGAGGUGUAUCUUGUGACUCAAUUUCAAAAGGGGGACAUGAAGAAGAUCAAGGAUCACAAUAUGAAAAGAAGUCACUACAUGGUGGAUGUCUUUAAAGACAAUGCAUCAAAAGGAAAAAAUUUCCUCGCUCCAUAUAAUGCCGGGAUGCAUUGGGUAUUGUGUGCUAUUGAUCCUUUCAAUAACAUCGUAUACUACUUUGAUUCCUUACACAAUGAAGAGGAAAUAGGCACGAGAAAAGGCGUUAGUGAGGAUUUGCGUGAAAUCAUAGAUGUUGCUCUGUUUCAAUUUCGGAGUGAAAUGGAAAUUGCAACGAAAUUGAAGAUGGAUACUAAAUGGAAGACAAUAAAGUGUCCUCGCCAGAGCAACGGAGUUGAUUGUGGCUAUUAUGUGAUGCGAUAUAUGAAAGAGAUUAUCUCACACAAACGCACCAAGAUUCCCGAAAGUUAUUUAGCAGGAUGCCAGUUUUCCCAUUACGAUGAAACUCAACUUGAUGAUGUUAGACUUGAGUGGGUGCGUUACGUGUUUCAACAUAUCUAGUCUAAAAGAGUUGUUAUAAGUAAAUCACUCUUAUUUUCCCAAAGUUUGAGUUUCGAUGCAAAAAAGUACUAUACAUCUUGGGAAAAUAUUUUUUGUAAAGGAACAUUUUGUAAAGGUGAUGAAUUGUGUUGGGAAAAUAUUUUUUUGUAAAGGAACAUUUUGUAGAGGUGAUGAUUUUGUAAAGGAACAUUUUUCUUUUUUGUAAA
This is a messenger RNA of Chenopodium quinoa (quinoa), 3335 nucleotides long. RefSeq lists its product as uncharacterized. The transcript is spliced from 12 exons. Gene Ontology annotation, molecular function: deSUMOylase activity. Gene Ontology annotation, cellular component: nucleus. Gene Ontology annotation, biological process: protein desumoylation. Bases 1978 to 3129 code for a protein of 383 amino acids. Lineage: Eukaryota; Viridiplantae; Streptophyta; Magnoliopsida; Caryophyllales; Amaranthaceae. The record is from RefSeq and is a predicted model, not a curated record.